Messenger RNA from Physella acuta, 3945 nucleotides. Its product is annotated as inter-alpha-trypsin inhibitor heavy chain H3. NCBI's taxonomy places the organism in Eukaryota, Metazoa, Mollusca, Gastropoda, Physidae. The record is from RefSeq and is a predicted model, not a curated record.
AGUCUAGAGCCGAAUGAUUGCGUUGUUUCAGUACAGUAAACACCGACUGCUAAGCCGGUGGUGAUUUUCAGUACUGAAGAUAGAAAUCGAGCUUGGGAUAGUUUUACAAGUUGGUCAAAUGAAAGAAACUGGGAUUUGUCUAGGCAUAAAGUUAGAGAACUACUGAAGCUACCCAAGUACCAAAAUGCGGAGAAGUAAUUUUUCCCGUAGUUUACUGGGUGUUUCGCAGUUUUUAGCAAUUUUGGUUGCAAAUUGUUUGUUAGGGUCUGGACAAGUAAAUGGAAAUGAUGUGACAAAACUACCUAAAUCAACAAAGGUGAUUGAAUCAUUCCACAUCAGAUCUGACAUUCGCUAUCGUUUUGCCACUACUCAGCUUGAAAGUCUUGUAAGGAACACGGCCAAUAAUUCCCAGCAAAUAGAUUUCAGUGUCACCUUGCCGAAAGAAGCCUUCAUUGUCGACUUUUUCAUGGAAAUUGAUGGGAAAAAAUAUGAUGGUGUAGUCAAGGAGAAGUCUCAAGCUAAAACUGAUUAUAUAGGGGCAGUCAACCGCGGUGAGAGUGCUGGACUGGUCAGGCAGGCCCCUCGCCACUCCAACUUGUUUGACGUGUCAGUUAACAUUGCCGCUGGAUCAGCUGUUAACUUCACCUUGACCUACCAGGAGAGACUGAUGAGAAAGCUGGGCGUGUAUGAACAUGAGAUCUACAUGAACCCACGCCAGCCUGUCCAAGACUUUUCUGUGGAAGUUUACAUUCAAGAAAACAGGAAGUUGACAUUUGUUAAAACUCCAGCUUUGAGAAAAGAUUCCCUUGUAAAUGAGGCUACAAAUGACAUCAAUGAUCAAAAUGUGUUGGCUGUUGUUGACCAACCUACCCCUGAGUCAGCCUACAUUGUGUACAAGCCCUCCAUUGUGGCUCAAGGCAAUGAAGGUCUGGCUGCUCAUUUUGUGGUGCAGUAUGAUGUGGAGCAUAGUUCCAAAGGUGAAGUCCUGGUAGUGGAUGGUUACUUCCUCCAUUUCUUUGCACCUGAGUUACCUGCCUUACCUAAAGACAUAGUCUUUAUUCUGGAUGUCUCUGGGUCCAUGAUGGGUACCAAACUCAGCCAGCUCAAGACUGCCAUGAAGAAAAUUCUAGAAGAUCUUCAGCCUGAGGACAGGUUCAACAUCAUCAAAUUUAGCACUGACCUCACAAAGUGGAGAGACAAUCUAGUACCAGCUACUCCGGAAGCAGUUGAAAAGGCUAAACUCUUUGUUGACAAAAUGGACGCUGAUGGAUUGACCAACAUCAACAAAGCACUUCUGGGUGGUAUUAAAGAACUUCAAUCUAGCACAGACAAGAAACAGGUUGGGAUGAUAUUUUUCUUAACAGACGGGGAAGCCACUAAAGAUGAAACAAAUCCGGAAAAAAUAGCGCAAAAUGUCUUGCGGAUGAAUGAAGGGAAGAAACCCAUAUUUUGUCUUGCGUUUGGUAGCUCAGCAGACUUUAGCUCCCUGAAAGUUAUCUCAACUCAGAAUUCAGGGUUUGCUAAAAAAAUUUAUGAAGCCUCGGACGCGGCGCUGCAGGUGUCAACAUUGUAUCAGGAAAUAUCCACCGUCAUUCUAGAGAACUUAACCAUCUCGUACCUACCUAGUGAGGUGGACGUGAACACCAUCACGGAAAAUUAUUUCCCAGUUAUUUUCAACGGCACUGAGAUCUGUGUCGUCGGACGGAUGACGGACAAGAGGAAUGAAUUGAAAGUCGAGAUCCAAGGGAGACAAAAAUCAGGAGUAGUUAACCUGGUCCUAGAUUUUGACAGUGCCAGUAAUUUCAUUCUGAGCACUGAUUCAUCAAGGAAUCCAUUUUUCUCAAUGCCAAGGGAUUACUCUGGGAGUGUGGAGAAGAUGUGGGCUUACAUGACCAUCAAGAAUCUGCUCAAAGAAAAAGAGAAGGUGAUCUCGCAGGAGUUGAAGGCUAACGAACUUGACCAGAAGAUUCUUCAGCUCUCUUUACAGUACAAAUUUGUCACCCCAUUGACCUCCAUGGUUGUGACAAAACCUGACGAAGAAAAACCUGUCCAAUCAGAAGUGAUGGACUCUGACCAGACGCCACCGUACCACCAAGCCCUUAGCCAUUUGCCGCCAGUUAUGCAAGCUGCCAGUGCAAGCUUUUAUCCACAAAAUGCUUUCUUUGAUGAUCCUGAUGGCGCGAUUCAACCUGAUUUGCCACUAUCUGCCACUUACACUGCCCCGUUCAGAAAGGAUAAUUCACAUAUGAGUCAUUACCCUCGAAUGUCUUCUUUCCCCCGGGGAACUCACUUCUAUCGAAAGAGUCUUUUCCCUUACGUACCGACAACUAAUAUAACUCGGAUAGAUCACGUAGCAAACCACCAUGCAGACAGGCAACAUGAUUUAAAUUCACAAAGUUCAAGAAAAGUAUCUAACAAAAAAUUAAAAAAAAAGAUAUCAGGCCACUCAAAGAAAAACAAGCACAAAGGAGCAUUUGCACUGCCACUUUUCUUUGUUGAAGAAAACAAAUCAGUCACAUGCUUUGAGAUGGAAAAAAUCAAAACUGGAAAAUAUGAUCUUUUAGUAUUGGACCCAACCUUGAAGAUUUCAAUUGAUGCCAUCUGCAAGAAGCGCUCUUGUGAGAAGAUGAUUAUCACGGCUCAGCUAGAUGGCAACUCUGCUGAUGUAAUGCUGGACGGUAAUCCGAUGACAUCCAAUAACUCAGGAUUAAAUAUUACUGAGGAUAAGGACUCUAUUUCUGUUGAUCUUGGUACUGUUCGUUUGACCGUUAACAGUUCUAUGCUCAAAGGAGGCAACAUUUAUGAUGUGAUGAUUUAUUUAGACUCCAACCAGAAGUACACAGGGCUCUUAUCACAACCAAAGCAAUCGAAUAGAAAACAAAAAAAACCAAAAUGGAAAAAAUCCAAGGGCAUGUGUACAUUGAGACAGGGAAAUAACUCUGUGAUUAUCAACAUGAAAAAAGCUAAAGGGGGUUAACUCUCACAAACCUCUGUACAUGUGGAAAUCAAAACUGAAUGUUGCAUUCUUUUAAACUUUUAUGUUUAAAACUUCUGAGCAAUUUGUUUAAACCCUUUUGCUGUGGUUAGCGUUUACAAUAGUAAAUCAUUAAUAUUCUUUUUAUGCUUUGUUACAUCAUGAAUUUAAAAGAAGUCAGCAAAAAAACUCAACAUUACAAAAUGUAAAAUUGUGGUUUCCCAAAGUUUUCUACAGUGCACUAAAUUUCCUGUUUUCUUUGAUAAAAGUGAAAAACACUAAUCGCCUUGAUAUGCAUCCUUUUAAUUUAAGCAAGUUAACCCUAUAGUAGUUAAGGCAUGCAAUUAAACAAACAAGGCUUGAAACUUACAGUAGAAAUAGGAACCAACUAUUUUACAAAGCUUUAUGCUUUAAGGCACUUUAAGCAAUGCCACACUUGCUUUCUGGUUUUUUUAUCAGUGUUUUAAUGCUUAGAGAAUGAAGACAGCCAUAUGUAUAGUAGAUUUUUUUGUUUGUUUUACAUUGCUUGUAAAUGGCUUAAAUUAAGAAUCUGUUUAAAAAUAUGGUUUGCUUUAAAGCCAUUAUUAAACACACACAAAAAUAUGUGCCAUUUUUGGUGAAUUUUUUCCUGUGUAUUAAAGUACAAUAAAACAAAAAUACAAUUCUGAGAAUAAAGUAAACAGCUUAUUAAAAUAUUGAUAUUUAAAUAUUUGAUGUGCUGCACUUAAAAAUCUAAGCUGCAAGUCAUUUACAGCAUACUAUGUGUUUUCUUUUAUCAUAACUGUUUCAGUAUCAACAGAAAUAUUCAACACAGUUUAAAAAGAAGUUAAUUAACAGAAUUUUACUUAAAACUGUUCUUUUAUUAAACUUUUAUUUAACAAAGUACAUUGUGUAAAAAUUCACUUUUGAUUAAGUUUUGUGGUAUAAAAAUAAAAUUCAAUAUUUAUUUCAUAAACCAAAAAUAAAACCUA